Messenger RNA from Maylandia zebra (zebra mbuna), 606 nucleotides. RefSeq names its product histone H3. Gene Ontology annotation, molecular function: protein heterodimerization activity; structural constituent of chromatin; DNA binding. The record is from RefSeq and is a predicted model, not a curated record. Gene Ontology annotation, cellular component: nucleosome. NCBI's taxonomy places the organism in Eukaryota, Metazoa, Chordata, Actinopteri, Cichliformes, Cichlidae.
UGCACUUUUCUCCAAUGAGCAGCACACACCGAGGCGGGGCGAUGCUCCACGUGGAGCCCGUCACCAAUCACGAGCCGGAGCGGCACCGCGUCACAGCCAGUCACACACUUUAAGAGCAGCGAGUCUCCUCUGUUCGCUACAUUUUCUGCUCGUAUCACAAGAAAAGAAAAGUGAGGAAGAAUGGCAAGAACCAAGCAGACCGCUCGCAAGUCUACUGGCGGCAAAGCCCCCAGGAAGCAGCUGGCCACCAAGGCCGCUCGUAAGAGCGCCCCGGCCACCGGAGGCGUCAAGAAGCCCCACCGUUAUAGGCCUGGUACCGUGGCUCUGCGUGAGAUCCGCCGUUACCAGAAAUCCACCGAGCUGCUAAUCCGUAAGCUGCCCUUCCAGCGCCUGGUCCGCGAGAUCGCUCAGGAUUUCAAGACCGACCUGCGCUUCCAGAGCUCUGCUGUCAUGGCUCUGCAGGAGGCCAGCGAGGCUUACCUGGUCGGACUCUUCGAGGACACAAACCUGUGCGCCAUCCACGCCAAAAGGGUCACCAUCAUGCCCAAAGACAUCCAGCUGGCUCGCCGCAUCCGCGGAGAGAGAGCUUAAGCUGCACGCUCUCCU